AUGGGCUCGACAUUACCUUUUCUCUUGCUGCUCCUGCAAACUGUGGUAGUCCAUGUAUCCGCCGAUCAGAUACCUGUCAUCAAGUACGUCCAAUGUGCCAACUCUACCAUCUCCAACCAUCCCGUGGUAAUGAAGGGAAAGCGCUUUUAUGAUUCACAAACAGACCAGUAUUUCCCAGUCAAGGGAAUUGCCUACUACCCUCGACCCAAUGAGGGAACACUCUCCACCGGCAGCAAUUCGGUAGAUUUCUUUACCGAAGGCUUUCGUCAUCUCUGGGAACCAGAUAUUGCGCAAUUACAGCAGUUGGGAGUCAACACCAUUCGCAUCUACGCGGUGGACCCGAGUCAGAAUCAUGAUGCCUUUAUGUGUGCCUUGCAAAGUGUGGGAAUCCAUGUCAUUGUCGGGUUGCUGGCCGAUUGCGAUGGAUGUGCCAUUGGACCCAACGAGGCACCAUCCUGUUAUCCGGCAUCGCUCAAGGCACGUGGACAGUGGAUCAUUAAUGAGUUUUCCAAAUACGCCAAUACGCUUGCCUUUUCCGCGGGGAAUGAAGUCACGUUGUAUGCCCGAGACAGACAGAUUCAACUCAAUGCUCCCUGUCAAAAGAAGUUUCUACGAGAUAUGAGAGCCUAUGUCAGCACGUGCAGCGAGGUCCUCAACUCCAUCUUGCCACGCAAAGUGCCCAUUGGACUGGUCAAUUGGGAUCACGAACGACAACUUCAGGCAACCUACUUUGGUUGUCAGAACGAUCCCAAUGAUCCAUUAGAACCAGUCGAGUGGUACGGCCUGAAUGCCUAUCAGCACUGCAAUCCGAAUAUCCCACUGGUGGGAUGGGAGCAGAUGCGACAAGAUUUUGAAGCCAUCAAUCUACCGGGUCCUAUGAUUGUCGCCGAGUAUGGGUGCCGAGAAUCCUCAUUCCCCACUGUGGGAGAAUUCCAAGCACAGCGGACAUGGGAGCAAGUGGAUGCCCUCUACAGCGAAACCUACUCGAAUGUCUUUGCUGGAGGAGUCGUCUUUGAAUACUCGGCCGAGAAAUUGGUGGCCGACACAUCUCCUCAGGGCAAUCCAUGGCCGUACAAUGGUUUCAUGAAACUCCAGUACGGCGUGGGUUACUACACACCCUUGGAAUGCGAUCACCUCACAACGCACUGCCAGUACAUUCCUUAUCCGGAGUAUGAGUCACUGCGAACCAAGUUGGCGGCUGUAGAUGUUUCGUACGUUCCCAACAUGUCACAACAAGACAACAGCAACGUGGGUCAGAUCCCUCAGUGUCCCCAGGGCAUUCCUUCUAUCCUAGAUUUUGAAUGGCUCACGGAUAUGGAACCUGACCUGCCUUGCUAUGUCGUGGCUACCCGACCCCCCACCUUUGCUCCCAGCGAGUCCCCUUCGAUGGUUCCAUCGGCAACACCUUCACUGAGGCCUACCGUGUCCCCCACAAAUUUUACAGAAUCGAUGGAUGACGACGAUAACGAAGAGCUGUCUUCGAACGACACGGACUCGGACGAGGAAAACAGCACCAACCCUGACGACGAGGACGAAGGUCCGCUAUGGUACUCAUCCUCCACUCGGUCCGGCUUUUGGCUGACAUUCAUUGCGGCAUUGUGGAUGUCGAUACCUUGCUGA
Messenger RNA from Seminavis robusta, 1620 nucleotides. The record is from the annotation of a GenBank genome assembly. Lineage: Eukaryota; Bacillariophyta; Bacillariophyceae; Naviculales; Naviculaceae.